UUCGGUUCUCCGUUCAUGGCGACUGCACUUGGUAUCGUGUUUUCAGCGGUGGUGGUCCUCUAUCCGCUAAUCGGUCAUUUCAUUCCGGCGGUGCUGCUCUGCGCCUCCGGCCUCUUUACUAAUCUGGUGCAGGCGAUUUGCUUUGUUUGUAUUCCACCGAUCUCGGAGAAUGCAUACACAAGGAUAAACGGCGUCGUUAAAGAGAUGGAUUGGCGGAUUCUGAUAGGCCUCAUUGAUUUCUGGACUGGCGUUAAGAUCCAAGAGAGUCUAGUGCAUGAAGUCAAUCUUUUGAAUGGUGAAGAACAUCAAAUCUUCUUCUCCAAUGCUAGAGAUGAUGAAGAUCAUCUUCUGAAACUAGUUCUCGAUCAGUGGUCAGGUUGCCUUGGCAGUUUAUUAGCUGUAAUAAAGACAUUAUCAAACUACAUUGCGUCAGAUCUAAAGGACUUCCCUCAGUCCUUUUGGUUAUCAGUUGUCCUAGAAAGAACUGGCUUUACUCAGGGAGAUCUUCUAGCUGCACAAAGUCGUCCUGUCCCAGGCAAAGUUUUGAUUUCUGAAACUAAGGAUUUGGUCUAUGCAGUAAAAUGUGCAUGCUCUGCUGUUCCAGCCAUUUAUUUGAUUACAUUGGCUAAUCCUAAAGCUUCACCUGCACUCACACUUGAAAGUGCAAUUAAAGCACCUUCUUUGGUGCAUGUGUACAUUAGGCGGCAUGCGACUAAAAAUUGGCUUGAAACUGAUGAUGCUGAUGAGGAGUGGUGCACACAAAUACUUGCAGCCAAGUAUGCAUUAUUGAACGAGCAUAUGGUAGAGAUUUCUUUUGGCAAUAAAGGAUUGCAAGCUAUUGGUCGGCCACUCAAGUGUUUCUUGGUUGGUAUAUCUCUGAUUGUGUUGUGGGCUUUAAACUUCAACUUUGUCUGUGGAAAUUCACUGGUUGUGUUGAGUGCUGCCCUAUUCACUGGCCGGCUGCUUGCUCUGUUUGGCUGCGGAGUGCUUUCAUUGUUGAAGUGUUUCCUGGAAGCCGCUAUAGCAAAUAUUACUUACUCGGACCACAUUGCGCCCAUAUUUGAGCCCAUAUUGGAAUGUUUGCUUGAUUGUGCUGUAGACUUCAUAACGACAUUCCCUUUGGAAAAAUAUUUGUGGUGAAGACAAUUCAAAAGUCUUUCUUAGACUUGUGUACAUAAUGAUAGUCUGAAAACGUAGUAUAACAUGAACUAUUAUGGUCGUAGCUUUAUAUGAAGUAAUCUGGGAUUAGUUUCUUGACUCUUUAUAACUUUGGAUGUAAAUAAGGUUAUAUAA
Messenger RNA from Argentina anserina (silverweed cinquefoil), 1293 nucleotides. RefSeq names its product 1-acyl-sn-glycerol-3-phosphate acyltransferase 2-like. Gene Ontology annotation, molecular function: 1-acylglycerol-3-phosphate O-acyltransferase activity. NCBI's taxonomy places the organism in Eukaryota, Viridiplantae, Streptophyta, Magnoliopsida, Rosales, Rosaceae. Gene Ontology annotation, cellular component: endomembrane system. The record is from RefSeq and is a predicted model, not a curated record. Bases 16 to 1140 code for a protein of 374 amino acids. The transcript has 10 exons.